Cladocopium goreaui is the source of this 5688-nucleotide messenger RNA. The record is from the annotation of a GenBank genome assembly. Lineage: Eukaryota; Dinophyceae; Suessiales; Symbiodiniaceae.
AUGGAAAACCCCAAGGGCGAGUCAUGGGCCCUUCUGUGCUCUUCCGCGCUGCUGGUGAAGAAUGACGCGGAGGACUUUGUGGCGAAACUAGACCCCUUAAAGGCCAAGAGAGUCUGGGCGCUGGCCGAUGGUGUGCUGAUCUUGGUGGCAGAUUCUCAGGUGCGUGAGGGGAUCCAGGGGGCACUACGGCUGGGAGGUGGAGCAUUAGCAACACCUACCCUAGCGACUCAAGGAGUGCGAGAGCACCUGCUGUGGCUCGUGGGGCCGAUACUACUUCCUGGACAAGGCCUACAAGACCUGUUCCUGGACAUCGGCGAGGAGAAGCGGCUGCAGCCCGAGUGGUUGCUGGGACUACAAGGGAUCGAAGCAGGUCACGAUCUCACCGACGAGAUCGAAGGUCCAGAUCUCCCCGACGAGAUCGGAGAGAAGCCUUCAGUGAGAGAGGAUCUGAGAGAUCGCCAAGACUUCAACGACAAGUUGCAGGCGGUGCUCACUCUAGAGUUCCGCGAGUGCUUGAUUCGCCUCAAGGAGGAAAAGAAUGGUGUUGAUCCUGAACGUGAUGGUUUUGGAUUGCCAACGGUUGAUGAGGAGUCAGCCAGCGAGGGUCCUGACUCUGAGGCCCCAACUGUGAAUGCGAGCCCAGAUCCUUCAGAACGUCGAAGACGCUAUGCCCGGAUUCCAACAGAUGAUCCUGGCCAACCUCUUGCAGAAGAAGAUGAACUGGUUUUGUCGGUGUCCGACAGCUUCAUCUUGGAGCAACUACGAGGAUGGCAUCUCUUGACCUCUGCAAGCCUCUCCACUGAUGAGUGGCGAGAUGUUUUGGGCACUACGCAGGGAAAGCUGGACUAUGUCUCCAUUAGCGAUGCUCUCCAGGUACUCUAUGACGAGCAGAUGACUGGUGGCACUCGACUUCAACCUGGACAUCCUCAACAGCCUCUAUAUCAUGGACAACAUCUUCAAGCCUACAUCGCGGACGAGCACUACGAUGAUGAUUGGUCCUCUAUGUCUUCAAGCUCUUCCUGGGAUGAGUGGGGCGAUGAUGGAUGGUCGUCCUGGAAUGCGGCUUUGACUUGGAGCGAAGACCUAUGGUCUUACGACAGCUGGUGGCCUGAAGAUGGAGAAGAUGAAGCUGAUGCCAAUGCAGCUCAAGAAGGUGAUCCCAAUGCCUCAGAAACCUCUGCUGCUGAAGCUCAAAAGAUGGAGCAACUUUUGGCUGAUGGUCGCAGAAAGUCCUACAAGGGCAAAACCUUUGACCCCUGGAAAGGGAAAGGAAAAGGGAAAGCACCUGUGAAUGCCUAUGCGCUGAACCACUAUGGUUUGGAGAUGGAGCUUCAGACCCAGCACAACGGCCCUGUGGAACAUGCCAUGCUGGCGACAAAGAAGGUGGCCAUUCCGAGGAAGACACAGAUCCCUCGUGAGAUCCCACCUGGCAGUGGCAUGAUCGACUCCGGAGCUACAUGCUCUGCUGGACCUGAAACCAGUGUUCAGCGGCUGGUGACAAAGAUCAUGGAAGCCGAUGCAGCAGCACAGAUCCGCGUGGAGACAAAGGAUCAACCUCGUUUUCGUUUUGGUUCUGGCAAAUGGGGACAAGCCCUCUACAAGUUGACCGACAAGGACAAGAGCGACAUGCAGCCUCCGGACGAAUCUCGUCGGAUGGAGGGAGAUCCUCGAGACCCACGGCAUCAACGAAGCCAGUGGCCUUGCAAGGGAACGCAUGCCCCAAGCAAGGAGAUGAGCAACAGGUACGGCAUCUGGGUCAAUUGCCUCCAGUGCGGGUACCGUCUAUGGUACAAGCCUCGAGUUGGCAGCCCGGCCAACUCCAUGGUGACGAUGAAUGGCACCAACGUGAAGCGAGCUUUGGACGAACUACAAGGUCUUCUACCUCCUCAAGCAAUGCCUACGGAAGAGCUGGUGCGCGCGAUGAUCGAGAAGGUGGUGGCCGAGGAGCGCAUCAAGACCAUGCUGACGGACUUCGAGAAGACCAUGCAGAAGAAUGUGGAGAAGAUCAACAAGGCCAAAUCGGCCGCAAAGGCAAAAGGGUAUGCUUCUCCGAUCCAAAGACCUCGAACACCAACACCAGAGCCUGGCCCUUCUCCUGCGUCAAGCGGAUGGCAACAGGUCUCUCCCAGCAGGAUGGACCUCAACAUGGCCUUCGAGCACCUGACAGCGGAGGAGAAGGAGCGCCUCAUGCAGCUUGCGGCAGAACGGGCAGUUCAGCCGGUGAUCAAUGUGAACAUCAGCUCGGACACGGAGCUGAUCUUGACGACUGAUGUGGUCUUCUACACGAUGUUUCGCUUGAAGGUGUGUCUUCAAAACCAUGAACAUGCUCAAAUACAUGGACUUGAAACGACGCGCAGUGCUUACUACCCAACGGCACUUUGCCGAAGUAUUGCACAGCUUUGGCGUCGCACUUUGAUCCCUGACCGUUGGAUCAAGAUGCUUUCAACAGCACCUGUGGUGAUGGACCCCUUCAAGGAGCUCUGCGAUGGUGAUGAUCAUCAAGCUCAUCUAUGUUCUGGACUUCCUGAUGGCGACCUCUUCAUGGAGGACGAUGAGAAUGUGCCUGACGAUGCGGUGGUUCCUGCUGAAGUUCAACCUUCUGAACAAGAUCAACGAGCAUGGAAAGCGAAAUUGGAUCGCUUUCACAGACAAGCUGGACAUCCCACAGCGCGCAACAUGGCGCGGAUGAUGGCUGAUGCACAACUCCCGCGGUGGAAGAUCAAGAUGGCCUUGGAGCAUGUUUGCCCCUAUUGCCAAGAACAAAAGGGCGGUGGCAUUAGCUCCAAGCAGAUCAACCCAGCGAGCAUGCGAAAUCUUCCUGGACCUUGGGAACAAGUUGGCAUCGAUGUCUCUGAGUGGGAAGUUCCUGGUGAAAACAUCAAGGUGAAGUUUGUUAUCAUGAUGGAUCUAUGCACCAAGUACAAGGUGACCGACGUCCUCUUCAAGAACAAACACGGCACUAUCAAGAAUGAGUCCGCCGAGGAGAUGAUCCGCAGUGUUUCUUUGAGAUGGCUUUCUGACAAGCCCAGACCUCGAAUCUUGGUUCCAGACAAUGCCAAGAGCCUCACAGCGAAGAAGUUUGUGGAUUACAUGUCAGACCUUGGCAUUGAAGUGAUCUACCCACCGGAUCAUGAAUCCUGGGCUCAUGGACUUGUUGAACGUGGUCAUCAACUGGUGAAAGAGACUGCUUCGAGGAUUCAUGCUUCCUCUCCUGACCAAGAUCCUGAGAUCAGCCUUGCACUUGCAACAGCAGCUGUGAACUCUACGGAGUACAACAAGGGAUACAGCAGUAUCCAAUGGGCCUUUGGUCGACAAGCUGAGCUGACUGAUGAUGAGCUACGUCAGAGUUUGACCUUCCUGAACAUCCACCUGACAUGCGAACAGCUGGAACUUCUUCAUCAAGUUGGCCCUACUGGACCUAUGCCUCCAAUGCGAAUCUCUGGGAAGAAGAAGCCCAGCGAUCCUGAACCUAUCGACCUGGAAGAUGACGACUUUGGCAACAUGCCUCAUGGUCCUCUUCGUGAAGAUCGCAGAUUUUCUACAACAUCUUCAACGCCGAUGGUGGAAAACAAAGAGCCCUAUUUGGACUCUCCUGAAGAUGGUCUUCCUGAUCCAGUUCCUGAGCCUGAGUCCAAGCGUGCCCGCUAUGAGGACGAGGACGACAAGGAAGACAUGUACAUGAAGCACCUGCAGAUCUUCAACCAGAUCGACAGUGGCUAUUUGAUGGACAUCGAGCUGGACCUUGCUUCAAAUCGCCAAAAGAAGGCUUUUCAGAGAAACCCGAGCCUCUACCUGGCGAAGAAACUGGCUGGUUCAGAGGUGAGUUUUCGUCGUUUGAGUGCCAAUGAGAAGGAGUUGUUCAAGCGAGCAAUGAGCUCCGAAGUUUCAAGCUUCAUCAAGACAGAGGCAGUUCGCCGCUGUUUGAGCUUUGAGGAACAACAAGAAGCGAAGCGAAGUGGACGUGUUUUGAAAUCAAGAUGGGUAUUGGUUUGGAAAUCAGUGCCUGAGGAAUCGCGUGCUGAAGCACUUGCUGACGCCAGGGAAAAUGAGAACACAGUCCACAGCUCUGAUGGCACUCGCAAAGCAAAGGCGAGGAUAGUCGUUUUGGGCUAUCAACACCCUGACUUGUUGGACCCGUCUCUAGCAACAACUGCACCAGUGCAAUCGCAGUUGGUCCGCAACCUCUCCUUGUGUGUGGUGGCUCAACGCCGUUGGCAGUUGGAAGGACUUGAUAUGUCCACUGCAUUUUUGCAGACUGGCAAGACGGAGGAGGAUCGCAGAAUUUGGAUGCAAGGGGUACCAGAACUCAAUCGUGCCCUUGGAGCAGAACCUCAUGAAGCGGUUCGAAUCCUCAAGAACGUCUAUGGCAACGCCACAGCACCUCGAGGUUUAUGGGAAGAUGUGGACAAAACCUUUUGUGCCUUGGGAGCGAAACGCCUGAUCGGCGACAGUUCCUUUUGGAUUUGGACAAAGCCAAACCCAAAUCCUCGAAAUCAGUUUGACACUGAGCAGCUGAUUGGUUUUGUCGGCGGACAUGUUGACGAUUUCAACAGAGCCGGAGAUCUUCAAGAUCCUGAGUGGCUUCGCAUCAGAGAGGCCAUUGACAAGAGCUACAAGUGGGGAACGGUGAAAAUCAACCAGUACAGACACACUGGUUUGGAUAUCAACGUCAAAACCGAGGGUAAUGACUUUCUGGUCGAGGUGGAUCAGAACUACUAUGUGGAAGGCCUCAUGGACCUGACCAUUGCCCCGGAGCGUUUGAAGCGCACCGACAACCCACAGCUCACUCCUGAUGAAGUGAGUGCUUGCCGAGCCGGACUUGGAGCAGUCCAAUGGGCUGCAACUCAAACACAAGUUCAAGCCUGUGCACGAGCCAAUCUGCUUCUUUCGCAGAUCACAAGCAACCAUGACAUGAACACGGCCAAGGAGAUCCAAGAACUCAUUAGAGAAGUUCGUUCAAAUCCAGUCAGCUUGAAGUUUUGGAAUCAUCCCGAACUUGAACAUUGGCAAGAUGUCACAAUCGUCACGCUUGCUGAUCAAGCUCAUGCCAAUCGACCUAGCGGUGAUUCUACAGGUGGUUUGCUGACACUUUUGGGUGGUCCUGCACACCGUGAAGGAGCAGCUGGACGUCUAUCCAUUGUUGGAUGGAGAACUUGGAAGCUGAAGCGCAAAGCCAUCAGCACAAAUGAUGGUGAAGUUCAGUCUAUGUUGGAAGGUGAGGACGCGAACUUUAGAACAAGAUUCAUGUGGUGCCAACUCAACGGUGCACCCAUUGGUGAUGAUGUCCUCAACAGCGCCAACAACAUGGUCAAGACCAUCUAUGGCAUCGUUGGAACAGAUAGUAAGGGUGGCUUUGAUGCUGUCACUCGAUCUGAGGGACCGAUGCUUGGUCUCACGAAUGCCCGCAGUGCUCUGCAGGCUUACCAACUUCGUGAACAACUUGACCAUGGUGGAGCAAAGCUCAUUUGGCUUGCUGGUGAUUGGAACCUGAGUGAUGCUUUGACGAAGAAGCCUCAGGUGGCCCGACAGAGCUUGUUGCAGUUUCUUCGCAACUUUGUCUGGCGACUUCACUAUGACCCGAAGUUUGUCACCAGCGAGAAGAAGGCGAAACAACAAGGACGUGGAGCACUUCAGCAGAUGAGAGAUCUCCAAGCUUUGCAACCCAUACCAUAUGCCAUGACCUUUUGA